CAGUAAUUCAAGUUUUUUUCUCGUCGCGCGAGUACGAGGAUCCGUUUGCGGAACAAAUGAUACAAGCUUUCGAUCGAAUUUGAACGUGCACCAUUCUUCACAGGUGUCGGAUAGCUAAUAGCUAACAGAAAAAAAGAAUUGUCCGUCGUACGAGUGACAAGUGGGUAUAUCCUCGACUCGAAAACACGAGAUAUUCUUAACGUGUGUAACACAUACUGCUAAUCGUUAUUACGCGGUUACGAUGUAUAAUUACCUUUCUUGUCGGUCAUUAUUGCUUAAAGUUUCACAAAUUCUAGCAAAAAAAUACGUUAUUCCUAAUUAAAUCACCGAUUCAAGUUUCAAUACUGAGGAGACGAGCAACGGCUGUGACACUUGACGGACACUAGCGCCCUUUAUUGAGCCUGCCCGUGGCUCCUCUGAUGCCUUGACGCUAUUGGUCGAAAAUUUUACGCGCGGCUGCCCAAUGAAUGCAACGUUUUCCACUUGAUAUUGACCGCCAAAAAUUCAAUAAUUUUCGGAGCAACAAAUAUUUAUAACAAUUCCAUAUUAAACUAUAAUCUCUUUUCGUCGUAUACUAUUAUUGUAAAUUUACAACUGGAAUUGUUUACAUAGAAUGCUACCUUUAGAUGCACAAUGCAUUAAAAGCACACUGAUAAAGAAAAUUCAUAACAAUACAGAAUAAUACAAAUUACAUAUUUUUAUGAUAACGGGCAGCUGAUUCUUAGAAAUAAUUUUCAUUAUAAUUUUUUAUCUCUGUACAGAAAGAUAAAUAUCGAGAUGUAGCGUUGAAAAUUUGCCUAAGUGCGUAGCACGACUUCCGAUUAAUUGAGUACUAAAGAUUCUAAAACAAUUUACAAAUAGCUACUUUUUUAGGAGGAAUAUGAAAAAUUUAUAAUUUCUUUGAAAAAUUGAUUUCACGUUGUUUGUAUUGGAAAAGUAACCAAAAGCGGUUUUUGUCGUACAUUGCGAUAAAUUUUAUCGGAUAUAUAUACUUCACUGAAAAUUAAUAUUUAUUUAAAAGGAAAAAAGGAACAAUAUUGUACUAAAUAUAUGUUCCAUUGACUCAUUCGAAUAUUGUAAUUUUUAAUGUUAUACUUGUUUGAUAACUUCAAGUAAUAGCAUUUUAUCGUAUACUUGGCUAUAUUGUGACAUCCAACAACGUUCCGCAGGAAAGUAUUUAAAAUCUAUAUCAAUUGAGGAAAAGAUGUUGCUGUUAUGAAUAAUAAACAUUAUUGUAACGAAACAAAAUAUUUUCGUAAAUAAUAAUAUGUUCAUUGUUUAAAAGUUGCUGUAUAUUGAAAUUUUAGCUUUCUAACCUUAAUAUUUAUCAAAUUUUUCAACUGUUGAAAAGUAUAAACAAAUUAAAUAAACUAUUUUCUGUAAACUAUCAUGGCACACGAUAAAAAAACUGUAAGACGGAGUCGAUCCCGUGAACGGGAUCGUGAUCGUGAAAGAGAGCGUGAACGUCGUGAUCGGCGACGAUCUAGGAGCAGGUCAAAGGAUCGUAAAAAGGAUAGAAAACGUUCUAGAUCUCGAGAACGUUCACGAGAACGGGAUAGAUCGCGUGAAAAAGACAGGGACAGAUCUAGGGAAAGACGAGAGUCUAAGGAUAAAUCAAAGGAUGAAAAGAAAAGAAAGCCAAGUCCGAUAUUUGUUAUGGAAGAUGAGAACAAGAAAGAAAAUAAAUCUGAUACGAAGAAGGAGGAAGAGGAGAUGGAAGAUAAAGCAAAGCUUAUUCCUAAAAAAGAACCGCUUAGUUUAGAAGAAUUAUUGGCUAAAAAGAAAGCUGAAGAAGAAGCAAGGGCCAAACCAAAAUUUUUAACUCAGGAGGAGCGUGCAGCUUUAGCAUUACAGAAGAGACAAGAGGAAGUUGAAGCUAUUCGAAAACAGCAGGAUGAAAUGCGUAAAUCUUUGUUUCAUAAUGAGAGUACUGGAAAAGAACGAGAAUGGGAUGAAAGAGAUAGUUUAUUAAGUAGGCGUAGAGAUGGUCAGCGCACAAGGGAAGAAGAAAUUAAGGACAAAGAUAAAGAAAAAGAAGUAGAAGCUAUUAAAGAACGUUACUUAGGAUUAGUAAAGAAAAAACGUCGUGUUAGAAGAUUAAAUGAUAGGAAAUUUGUAUUUGAUUGGGAUACUUCAGAAGACACAUCUGUUGAUUACAACAGCAUUUACAAGGAACGUCAUCAGGUUCAAUUCUUUGGUAGAGGAAAUCUCGCUGGUAUAGAUAUCAAAGCACAGAAACGAGAUCAAAGUAAAUUUUAUGGAGAACUUUUAGAAAAGAGGAGAACAGAAGCAGAAAAGGAACAGGAGAAGAUGAGAUUGAAAAAAGUGAAGAGGAAAGAAGAAAAGCAGAAGUGGGAUGAUAGACACUGGUCAGAAAAAGCUCUUCAGGAAAUGACUGAGAGAGAUUGGCGUAUAUUUAGAGAAGAUUACAAUAUUACAAUAAAAGGAGGUCGCAUACCAGAUCCAAUUAGAUCAUGGAAAGAAUCAGGAUUCCCUAAGGAAAUUCUCGAUAUUAUUGACAAAGUUGGAUACAAAGACUUAACACCUAUUCAAAGACAGGCCAUUCCUAUAGGUCUUCAGAAUAGAGAUAUCAUUGGUGUUGCAGAAACUGGUUCUGGUAAAACUCUGGCAUUUUUAAUUCCAUUACUAUUGUGGAUUACCAGCUUACCAAAAAUUGAAAGAUUGGAAGAAGCGGAUCAGGGUCCAUACAGUAUAAUUUUAGCACCAACCCGUGAAUUGGCUCAACAAAUAGAAGAAGAAACUAACAAGUUUGGACAACCAUUAGGUAUAAGAACAGUCGUUGUUGUUGGUGGUCUUUCAAGAGAGGAACAAGGCUUUAGAUUAAGAAUGGGUUGUGAGAUUGUAAUAGCUACGCCUGGUCGAUUGAUAGACGUACUAGAAAAUCGAUAUUUAGUUUUAAAUCAGUGUACUUACAUAGUACUAGACGAAGCCGACAGAAUGAUAGACAUGGGAUUUGAACCAGACGUGCAGAAGAUUUUGGAAUACAUGCCAGUUACAAAUUUGAAGCCAGAUAACGAAGACGCCGAAAACGAGGAAAAACUUUUAGCCAACUACAAUACGAAGAAAAAAUAUAGACAAACUGUGAUGUUCACAGCCACUAUGCCACCUGCGGUAGAACGAUUGGCCAGAACUUAUUUAAGGCGACCAGCUGUUGUGUACAUUGGCAGUGUUGGCAAACCAACAGAAAGAACAGAACAAAUUGUGCAUAUUAUGGGUGAGGCUGAUAAGCGUAAGAAACUUAUGGAGAUCCUCAGCAGAGGAGUAGAACCACCAGUGAUUAUAUUCGUAAAUCAGAAGAAGGGUGCCGACGUACUUGCAAGAGGUCUAGAAAAACUGGGUUACAAUGCUUGCACACUUCACGGUGGUAAAGGACAAGAACAGAGAGAAUAUGCACUUGCAUCUCUCAAGAGUGGUAGCAAAGACAUUUUGGUUGCUACCGAUGUUGCCGGUCGUGGUAUAGAUAUUAAGGAUGUUUCGAUGGUUAUUAAUUAUGACAUGGCUAAGACCAUAGAAGAUUACACGCAUCGUAUUGGUAGAACUGGUCGAGCAGGAAAGGCUGGUCUUGCUAUUUCGUUCUGUACUAAAGACGAUAGUCAUCUGUUCUACGAUCUUAAGCAAACAAUCCUCGCAAGUCCGAUUUCUACUUGUCCACCAGAGCUACUUAAUCAUCCAGACGCGCAACAUAAACCUGGCACAGUAGUAACGAAAAAACGUAGAGAGGAAAAAAUAUUCGCCUAAAAACACAAACACUUAAUUGUAAGCAUUUGUUUAUAACCGACCCGUGUAUUUAUGUCUUAUACAUAGAUGCAUAUUUUUUUAUAAUGUUUCAUCAGGGUAGGAAUGUGACUGUCAAUGUAAACAAAACGAAUAAAAUGUAAAU
This is a messenger RNA of Nomia melanderi (Alkali bee), 3901 nucleotides long. Its product is annotated as putative ATP-dependent RNA helicase DDX23. Gene Ontology annotation, molecular function: nucleic acid binding; ATP binding; RNA helicase activity. The record is from RefSeq and is a predicted model, not a curated record. NCBI's taxonomy places the organism in Eukaryota, Metazoa, Arthropoda, Insecta, Hymenoptera, Halictidae.